This is a messenger RNA of Salarias fasciatus (jewelled blenny), 5110 nucleotides long. RefSeq names its product IQ motif containing GTPase activating protein 3 (gene iqgap3). Gene Ontology annotation, molecular function: actin filament binding; GTPase activator activity; calmodulin binding. NCBI's taxonomy places the organism in Eukaryota, Metazoa, Chordata, Actinopteri, Blenniiformes, Blenniidae. The record is from RefSeq and is a predicted model, not a curated record. The coding region runs from base 127 to 4941 and encodes 1604 amino acids. Gene Ontology annotation, biological process: mitotic actomyosin contractile ring assembly actin filament organization; regulation of GTPase activity. Gene Ontology annotation, cellular component: cell cortex. The transcript has 38 exons.
GCUACUCGCGGUGACUUUUCUUGUGUUGUACCGGAAAAUUCUAACACACACUCACGGAGAGGACACACUCUAGGAGACUAGACUGUCGCGUCUGUCCGGACACACCGCGCGGAGCAGAGCGGCGACAUGGAGGAGCCCGCUGCUCAGAGCCGCUAUGUGCGCCUGACAGCAGAGCAGAUGGAUGAACAGAGGAUCCAGAAUGUGGCCUAUCAGUACCUGUGCAGACUGGAGGAGGCCAAAAGGUGGAUCGAGGCGUGUUUGGGGGAGGAGCUACCGGCUCCCACCGAACUCGAGGAGGCACUGAGGAACGGAGUUGUUCUCGCCAAACUGGGCCAUCGGUUCGCUCCAAAUUCAGUCCCCGUGAAGAAGAUCUUCGACCCGGAUCAGCAGCGAUACCAGGCCAUGGGGCUGCAGUUCCGCCAUACUGACAACAUCAACCACUGGAGAAACGCCAUGACGGCGCUGGGACUGCCCGCGAUCUUCCAUCCUGAAACUACAGACGUGUACGACAAGAAGAACAUGCCAAGAGCCAUUUACUGCAUCCAUGCACUCAGUCUCUACCUCUACAGGCUGGGCUUGGCUCCGCAGAUUCAUGAUCUCUAUGGAAAAGUCAAGUUCACAGAGGAGGAGAUCACCAACAUGAAGCUGGAGUUGGAUAAAUAUGGGAUCCAGAUGCCCGUCUUCAACAAGAUCGGAGGGAUCCUGGCCAACGAGCUGUCGGUGGACGAAGCAGCAGUCCAUGCAGCGGUGGUCGCCAUCAAUAAGGCGCUGGACAAAGGGGACGUGAGCGUGACGGCGGCGGCCCUGAAGAACCCCGCGGCGCUGCUCAGUGACCUGCAUGAGCCGCUGAUGAGCGUCUACCAGGCGCUGCUGCAGGAGGAACGCAGCAAAAAGGCCCAACUCGCCACGGCCUCGGACACUCGGGAUAAAGACAUGUAUGAAGAGUAUCUGACUCAGCAGGAGAUCCAGAAACAUGUCAACACCUGUAAUGUUCGCUCGGCUGUGGAGCAGGUGGACGAAGCUCUGGAAGAUGAAGAUGAGCUGGCUCUGCUGUCGGCGCUGCAGCUGCCAUGCUUGGCCCUCAGGGGCCUCCAUACCUGCAACGGCCCCUGGUACCUGGAACAGCUGGCCUCAGACCGACAACAGAAAGCUAUGGGCCAGGGCUGUGUUGAUCCUCUGGAGCCGGACGAGCUGCAGGAAGCGGUUUCCAUGGCCAACCAGGAUGCUCAGAGAGCUGCGAACGAGCAGACAGCGCUGCAGCGUCUAAACAAAUCCCUGCACGGCAACGACCCCAGACACACAGUCAGCUGCUUGAUGACCCCUGACCUCCAGCUGCCGGAAGUGUUUCCAUUUGCUGCAGAGUUUUAUCACAGAGAGCUGCGACUGCUGCAGAGGCGGAGCCCCGAGGGGAAGCUGGACCUGGAAAAGCUCUAUUGUGCUCUGGAGAUUCUCUCUCCUGUGGCCCUCAUCAAUCAGAGCCUUAAGGCGGGGCUGUUUCAGCAGUUCAGCAGCUCAUUGGUCAGUCCCUCUGUGGGGUUCUCUGAUGUAGACCCCGACCUGCUCGACAAGUACUUUGAGCAUCUGCUUGGCGUGAAGCAGCGAGCGAGCGGAGAAAUUCUCACUUACAAUCAGCUGCAGGAAGGAAUCGGCUUCGUCAACGUCUCGGUGCAGGACGAACAUCAGCAGCUGCUGGCGGUGGGCCUGAUGAACAAGGCCGUGGUUCGAGGAGACGCCCAGCAGCUGCUGUCUGCCCUGCAGACGCCUUCCUGCGGACUGGAGCACGUCCUGCCUGAGCACGCCUGCAGGUACCUGACGCUGCUGACCAGAGCCCAGCAGCACAGAGCUCAGGUGCGCAGAGACCCGGGAGCCGAGCUGUGGUUGGCUGAUAUCCAGGAAGCAGUGAGGAGAGCCAAUCACGACAGUCAGGACGCUCUGAAGCUGUGUCUGUGGCUGGCUGCGGUGAACCAGGCUGUGAGGGACAACAGAGACGAGCAGACUCUGAGGGUUCUGUCUCUUUCUGACAUGGAGCUGAGAGGAGUUUUAGCAGAGUGCGCUGCGGACUAUCAGAGAGAGCUCAGAGCGCUGCAGACACACCUCGCCAACACAGGUGACAACAGGAGUCCAUGGGUGUGUGUGCGGCUGCAGGAUGACUCUUUUUAUUAUUUUCACCUGAAUAAACUGGAGGGAAGCUGGCAGAGGCCGAAAGACUUCAGACACAACUCCAUGUUCAUCGACCAGCACCAGAUACAGGAGGUGGUGUCCGGCGUGACGGCGCGGCACCAGCGUGGCGUGCUGUGGCGGAGUCAGACACCCGCCGCCAUCACUAUCCAGGCUCACUGGAGGAUGUUUGUCCAGCGGAGGGCGUAUCGAGACCGCCUGGCCUUCCUCCGUUCCCAGACCAGAGCUGUCGUCAAGAUUCAGUCGUUUGUGAAGAUGUGGCUGCAGAGAAGAAGGUAUCGCGCUCGGCUUCGCUUCUUCAGACGCAACGUUGCCGCUGUGAUUAAGAUUCAGGCGUUCUUCAGAGCCAACAGAGCUCGGGAGCUGUACAGGAUGCUGGUGCACUCGGCCACGCCCCCGCUGUCCGUGGUCAGGAAGUUCGUUCACUUACUGGACCUCGGCGACGGUGACAUCAGAGAGGAGGCGGAGCUCCUCCGUCUGAGGGAGGAGGUGGUGAGGAGCAUCCGCUUCAACCGGCAGCUGGAGGCAGACCUGGACCUGAUGGACCUGAAGAUCGGCCUGCUGGUCCGCAACCGGGCCACCCUGCAGGAAGUGGUGUCUCACUGCAAGAAACUAACAAAGAAGAACAAGGAGCAGCUGUCGGACAUGAUGGAUCUGGAGAGAACUAAAGGACUGAAGGCUCUGAGCCGUGAGCGGCGGGACCGCCUGGAGGCCUACCAGCACCUGUUCUACCUGCUGCAGACGCAGCCGCUGUACCUGGCCCAGCUGAUCUUCCUGAUGCCUCAGUGCCGCUCCACCGCCUUCAUGGAGAUGCUGAUCUUCAGUCUGUUCCACUACGGCUCGGACCGCCGCGAGGCAUACCUGCUGCUGCAGCUCUUCACCCAGGCUCUGCGAUACGAGAUCAGGCUGAAGGUGGAGCGGCCUCAGGACGUGGCCACGGGGAAUCCCACCGUCAUGAAGAUGGUGGUGAACUUCUACCGCCACGCCCGGGGUCAGAACACCCUGCGGGAGAUUCUGGGUCCGGCUCUGAGGGACGUCCUGCUGGACCGGACCCUGUCCAUCCGCACCGACCCGGUGGACGUCUACAAGACCUGGAUCAAUCAGACCGAGACGCAGACCGGACAGAGGAGCUCACUGCCUUACGAGGUUUCUGCUGAAGUUGCCCUGAGUCACCCUGAAGUUCAGAGACGCAUCGACAUCGCCAUCAUCAACCUGAAGAACCUGACGGACAGAAUCCUCAAAGCCAUCACCUCCAACCUCCACAAACUGCCUUACGGUCUACGUUACAUGGCGAAGACACUCCGAGAUGCUCUGCAGACCAAGUUUCCUGACGCCAGCGAGGACGAGCUGUACAAGAUCGUGGGGAACCUGGUCUAUUACCGCUACAUGAACCCGGCCAUCGUGGCUCCAGACGGCUUCGACGUGGUGGACCGCUCGGUCGGUUCUGCCCUGCAGCCCGAGCAGCGCCACCUGCUGGGCACCAUCGCCCGCACGCUGCAGCACGCCGCCGCCAACAAGCACUUCCACGGGGACGGCUACCACGUCCGAGCCCUGAACCAGUACAUCAGCAAGACCCACGGCACAUUCAGGAGGCUCCUGGUGUCGGUCUGCGACGUCCCCGAACCAGAGGACCGGUUCGGAAUGGACGAGUACUCCGAGCUGCUGAUCGUCAACAGGCCCGUCGUCUACAUCUCCGUCAGCGAGCUGCUCAACACCCACAAGCUGCUGCUGGAGCAUCAGGAGGUUUUGAGUCCAGACCCGUCAGACCCUCUCAGUGUGCUGCUGAAGGACCUGGGACCAGUUCCCACGCUGCAGGACCUCAUCGGAGAGUCUGCAUCAGUGGAUCCAGGAUCAGAGUCCAGCAGGAUGGAGGUCUCGCUGACUCUCACCAACAAGUUUGACAUCUUCAGUGACACAGACAAUAAACCUGAUACCCGAGGACUCCUGCUCAGCACCAAGCAGCUGAUCAUCGACGUCAUCAGGACUCAGCCAGGUGAUUCUCUCGGCGUCAUCCUGAGGACAACACACUCGCCUGACCAGGAGGCCUGCCAUGACUGGCUGAUACAGCGUCGGCUUCGCCAGGACAACCGAACGCCUGAGAAGCUGAAGAGAAACCAGUCGUUGAUCGCCAACGGCAACCUGAGCUUGGAGGAGAAGAAGCGGAAGAUCCUGAGGAGUCUCCGCCGUUUGGAGGGAAUGGGAGUCCUGAGGGCGCCGCACGGCGAGGACCACAUCCUGCAGAUGAUCGCCAAGGACAUCCGUCAGCAGCGGAUGCGGCGCCAGCGGCGGGGGGCGGAGCUUGCGAAGCUGCGUCAGACUCUGAGCAGCCUCCAGGUGAAGAGCAGCUUCCACAGCGAGCAGGUGGACUACUACAGACACUACAUCAACAGCUGUCUGGAUCAGCUGACCUCCGGCAAAUCGAACAAUAAGAAGGCAGCAGACAGUAAAGGGAAGAAGACGCCUCCUGCUUUGAGCUACAGCGCCGCCCGUCUGCAGGAGAAGGGAGUGCUGCUCGAGAUUGAGGACCUGCCGAACACACAGUUUAAAAACGUGGUGUUUGACAUCGUUCCUGCAGCAGAAAAGGGAAGUUUCACCGUCAGCGCUCGCUUCCUGGGCGUCCAGAUGGAAGAGUUUGUGCUCAAAUAUCAGGACCUGCUGCAGCUGCAGUACGAGGGCGUGGCCGUGAUGAAGAUGUUCGAUAAAGCCAAAAUCAACGUCAAUCUGCUCAUCUUCCUCCUCAACAAGAAGUUCUUCAAGAAGUGAACUGAGCGGCACUCACCCCACUCCUGUCUUUGAGAACCAUGUUAAUGCUUUAAUAUCCUACAGAGUGAGAUAUCCCUACACUCCUAUCUUUGAACACAAAUUCACUCCGUUUUGAUUGAGUGAAACCUAUUUUAUACAUGUUUUUCAUCUCACUACGUAAUCUGUUUUU